Molecule: messenger RNA, 851 nt
Organism: Didymella exigua CBS 183.55
Lineage: Eukaryota; Fungi; Ascomycota; Dothideomycetes; Pleosporales; Didymellaceae
Product: ubiquitin
Exons: 4
Coding region: 177-410 (77 amino acids)
Biological process (GO): regulation of proteolysis; modification-dependent protein catabolic process; protein neddylation
Cellular component (GO): nucleus; cytoplasm
Molecular function (GO): protein tag activity; ubiquitin protein ligase binding
Source: RefSeq, a predicted model, not a curated record
CAAACAACCGUCGCUGCCUGACGCAACUUCUCUCACCACAAACCAUAACCACCUUAUACACCCUUGCACACUCGACCUGCAGCUCUACACAUAUAGCGCUGUUCUGUAUCGCCACCAGCUUCGCCCUCACUUGACGCUACACAUCACGCCCGCUUGAACCAACAGCAGCAGUCAAUAUGCAGAUCAAAGUACGGACCCUCACCGGCAAGGAGAUCGAGCUCGAUAUCGAACCAGACUACAAGGUAUCAAGGAUAAAGGAGCGCGUCGAGGAGAAGGAGGGCAUCCCGCCGGCACAGCAGCGCUUGAUUUACGGAGGCAAGCAGAUGGCCGAUGACAAGACCGCAGCAGACUACCAGCUCGAGGGCGGUGCAACGCUUCAUCUCGUACUUGCUCUUCGUGGCGGCCGCUAGAACCCCUCCUGCACGAGCUUGAAGGUGACUUGAUGCUGACGUUCUUCUCGUGGCGCUACGUAUACUACCUAGGCCAAAAGUGAUGGGUCACGAUGUGGAAUGAGUCGAGUCAUCGACACCAGCCGAAACCUUCGUUGAUGGCAACAGUGGUUCUGCUCGUCGUGUGGAUGAUCCGAGGCACGAUGGCAGCAGCUUGACGAAGGUGGAAGGAGAACGCAUCCGGAGCUACCCGGCACUAUUCAUGCACGUAUGUCGAGCAAGGUAUAAUUGAAUGAUUGGACCACAAGCUGUGCCGUAUUUACAUUUACUUCUUAUGCCAGACAUUCGACAUUCAAUUUCAAUCAAGCUAGCAAUCGACUUACACUGAGCAGUCCUUGGCCUACAAAGCCACUCGGCUGCUCACACGACUCGGCUGGACAUCUGUGUAGUCUGACAAUCUCU